Molecule: messenger RNA, 4849 nt
Organism: Eriocheir sinensis (Chinese mitten crab)
Lineage: Eukaryota; Metazoa; Arthropoda; Malacostraca; Decapoda; Varunidae
Exons: 13
Coding region: 369-2300 (643 amino acids)
Source: RefSeq, a predicted model, not a curated record
GAUCAGUGUAACUCUAGCAGUCGAAGGGGGAGGACGUGUCUUCUCGCCCUCUCUCGCACAUCACUUGGUGGACCGCUGCCCUCUCACCCCGCCCGCCCCUCACCCCUCUCCUGCACCUCUCACCCCCGCCUGGCCUGUGUUGGGGGGUGACUGUGAGUGCCUGCAACAACCCCUCCCCUCCCCCCACCUAAGAGAUUGUGGAAAGAUAGACUGAUUUGUGCACAGGACUGACAGACGAGAGCCAAUCAGAACACAGGACGGACGAGAGCCAAUCAGAACACAGGACGGACGAGAGCCAAUCAGAACACAGGACUUGGAGACGCACAACCAGUCACAACGCAGGACUUAGAGACGACCAGCCAAUCACAAUGGUACUCAUUCUUCCCUCUGGACAUGGCGGCUACAUCCCGUUCGUUGAGGUGCCGUGCGAGAGGUUCCUUGGCGAGCUCAUUCAGUGGAUCGUUACGACCAGCCUCUCGUCCAUAGUUUGUCCCCUCGUACCCUGGCUCUGUUGUCCCUUUGAGUUCGAGCCGACGAGCAUAACCAUCAGCAACGACCUCUCCUGCAACGAACCGGGCGCCGUAUACGGGUCGGCAGCGUUCUGGACCAUGGAGGCGGUGUCCAUCGUCGGUAUCGUGCUCACCAUCAUCCACCUCAGCAAGUGCACGGUGGGGGUGGUGUCCGAGAACUUUGAUCCUGAGACCAUACCCAGCUUCAACUUCAGCGACAUAUCCUUGGGCCUCCUGAAGGACUUCGACUACCAAGUGAUAAAGGAGGAUGGGCAGUUCUCCUUCGUCAAGACCAAGGUGGCGCGACUCCUGGAGAACCUGAAGGACGAGGAGGAGGCGAAUAUCAAGGCAAAGGAGGACGCCAGGAAGAAGGAGGAGACAAGGAGGAGGCUGAAGGAGGAGGAGGAGCUGGUGACGAGGUGGAGGGAGGAGGCGUCAGCGGGUUUGGCCUUUCAUAACCAGACCGAGGGCCACCUGUUGAUUAGGAAACGCAGACAGGUGGUUAAUGUACGGAUUCCUACCUUGCUGGGACACGUGGGAGGUGGUGACGAGGCCCCGCGCGACACCUGCCCCCGCGCGGAGGUGCUGGUGGACGACGAAUGCUACCAGGUGCUGACACAGGGCCCGUGCGACGACGAGGAGGUGGUGCUGAUCGACCCGGACACGAGGAGGGGUUUCUGCGGCCCGCGCCUGUGCCCGCUCGACAAGGUGUUCCUCUUCUCCGACCAGAUGUGUCACGACCCCCUGGAGUACGGCUUGUGUCCCCCGGGCCGCCAGCUCUUCUCCAACAGCUUCGGCACGCCCGUGUGUGGCUGCCCCGACGGAACAUACGAGGAGGAGGACGACCUGGACGAGGACGUGUGCGAGCCCGUGCUGGGACACAACGACUGCCCGCCCGGACAGGUGUUCUGGUUCAGUGACUUCAAGAGGCCGGUGGGGUGCCGUCCGGACCCCUGCAAAGGACUCAACCUGAAGCGGACCCGGACAGACCUGCCCUACGUGCCCGCCGUGUAUGAUGGGAAGUGUUACCAGAUCGGCAAGCGACCCUUCUUCUGCAAGUCGGACGAGCUCUACUCCAUCAGCUUCGAACAGUUGAAGGGCGUCUGCACCACCCUGGAGGACGCCGGUUUCAAGGUCCUGGACUCCGACGCUCUCAGCUUCCUGGACGCAACCUUCGGGACAUCCUCCAACACCCAUGCCUACCGCAAGACCCACAAGCCCGCCAGCAAGUCCAAGAUCAUUACCCCGGCGAGCACGACCCUACUGCGAAGACCUGCUAUUGGGGAGGCCGUGAUGCAUGACGAGGAGGAGGAGGAGAGUGCGAGCCGGCUUUCCAUUGGUCAGUCCGCUGUGCCUCGUCGCGGUGGUGAGAACCCGAGCGAUAACGAAGUGGAGGGUGAGGACGAGACCACACCGCUGCACACCCAUCUCAGUGCUUACUCACCCUCGUACAUCACGGUUGGAGGACGCACUGUGACCUUCCUGAACCUGUUUAAUGGGUUGCAGCCCCACAGCCGCCAUCGCCGCGCCCCCCUCCCCUUCGUGUCCCCCGGCAAUGUGUUCGAACCCGGUCUCUCAGCGUGCAGGGCCGGAGCCAAGAGGGACGGGAACGCCAAGUGCAGGGAGACGGUACUCCCGAGCCGCUACCCCCCUUCAAGACGCCGCCGCUCCGUGCCCCCCGUGCCCUCCCACCCCGCCUGCCCGCAAGGCACUUUCCGGGACCUGAAGCGCCAGUGCACGGCCAGCAAGGGCAACAUCGCGUCCUCCAUCAACGCUCUGGGCCUCGGCUAAGCUUGUGAGGCCGUAGCGAGGCGUGGCGAGGCGGUACAUGGCGUGGCGAGGCUUGGCAAGGGAAGGACAAGAGUAAGCGGUUGUAAGAGCUGGGAAAGAAAGAAGAUCGAAAGUGAAAUGGAAGGGAAAGAAUAGGAAGGACUAGGGAGAUGAAGGGACACAGUAGGAGGCAUGGCGAAGAAAGGGGAAGGAACAGGAAGGUUUUAAGAGCUGGGAAAAAGAAUAGGAAGCAAAAUAGAGAUGAGGGAAAGAAAGAAGAUCGAAAGUGAAAUGGAAGGGAAAGAAUAGGAAGGACUAGGGAGAUGAAGGGACACAGUAGGAGGCAUGGCGAAGAAAGGGGAAGGAAGAGGAAGGUUUUAAGAGCUGGGAAAAAGAAUAGGAAGCAAAAUAGAGAUGAGGGAAAGAAAGAAGAUCGAAAGUGAAAUGGAAGGGAAAGAAUAGGAAGGACUAGGAAGAUGAAGGGACACAGUAGGAGGCAUGGCGAAGAAAGGGGAAGAAGCAGGAAGGUUUUAAGAGUGGGAAAAAUAAUAGGAAGCAAAAUAGAGAUGAGGGAAAGAAAGAAGAUCGAAAGUGAAAUGGAAGGGAAAGAAUAGGAAGGACUAGGGAGAUGAAGGGACACAGUAGGAGGCAUGGCGAAGAAAGGGGAAGAAGGAGGAAGGUUUUAAGAGCUGGGAAAAAGAAUAGGAAGCAAAAUAGAGAUGAGGGAAAGAAAGGAGCAGGAAGGUUUUAAGAGCUGGGAAAAAGAAUAGGAAACAAAAUAGAGAUGAGGGAAAGAAAGAAGGAGCAGGAUGGUUGUCAGGGCAUGAGAUAGGAAUAAGGAUAGGAAUGUAGGCGAUGGGAAAGGAGAGAAAGGAGUUGGAAGACGAUGGAAAGGAGUAGAAGGCGUGGGAAUGGCAAGGAGAAGAAGAAGGAAAGAGUAGGAAUGAUUUAAGACCUGGAAAAGUAAUAAGAAGGAGAGUGAAGACGAGGGAAAAAGAUGGGAAAGAGUAGGAGAGAAUAGGGAGGUGAAGGAAGCGAGGAGGAGACUUGGCGAGGCGUGGGGAAGAAGGGGGAGAGAGUAGGAAGGUUGUAAGUGCAUGGGAACAGAAUAAGGAUAGGAGUGAAGACUUGGGAAAUGAUAAGAAAGACUAGGAAGCGUGGGAAAGUUUGUAGGAGCGUGAGAAAAGACUAGGAGCCGUGGGAAAGUUUGAAAAAGCCUGGGAAAGUUUGUAGGAGCGUGAGAAAAGACUAGGAAGCGUGGGAGAGUUUGUAGGAGCGUGAGAAAAGACUAGGAAGCGUGGGAGAGUUUGUAGGAGCGUGAGAAAAGACUAGGAGCCGUGGGAAAGUUUGAAAAAGCGUGGGAAAGUUUGUAGGGGCGUGGGAAAAGACUAGGAAGCUUGGGAAAGUUUGUAGGAGCGUGGGAAAAGACUAGGAAGCGUGAGAAAGUUUGUAGGAGCGUGGGAAAAGACUAGGAGCCGUGGGAAAGUUUAAAGAAGCGUGGGAAAAGACUAGGAACCGUGGGAAAGUUUGUAGGAAUAUGAGAAAAGAAGUAGGAAGCGAGGAAAAGUUUGUAGAGGGGUGGGAAAAGACUAGGAAGCGUGGACAAGUUUGUAGGAGCGUGGGAAAAGAUUGGCAAGCGUGGGAAAAGACUAGGAGGCGUGGGAAAGUUUGAAAAAGCGUGGGAAAAGAUAAGGAACCGUGGGAAAGUUUUUAGGGAUAUGGGAAAAUAUUAGGAAGCGUGGGAAAAGACUAAGAAGCGUGGGAAAAGAUUAAGCAGCGUGAGAAAGUUAGCUGAAUCGCCUUCCCUCACCUUCCUUUCCUCUUUUCCUCCUUUUUUCCUCUCCUUCUUAUAUUAACAAGAGGAGAAGAAGAAGGAGAAGUAAAAGGAGGAGAACAGAGGAAAGAGUAAUGGUUGAAUUUCUCCUUUCUUCUCUUCCUCUUUCUCCUCUCCUUUCUUAUCUUCUUCUUCCUCUUAGAUUGAUACGAGAAGGAGGCAGAGGAAGAGGCGAAGGAGGGAAAGAAGGAGCAGGAAAGAGGAAAAAGUAAAAAUAGUGGAAGAAAGAGGAAGAAGAUGAGGAAGAGUAGGAGGAGGUAAAGAAAGAAGAGGGAGAACAGGAAGAAGAGAAAAAAGAAAGAGGAGAAAGAAGAGGAAGAUUAGAAAGAGUGGAAAAGGAGAAAGGCAGAGUAGGAAAAGGAGGAGGAAUAGAAGAAAGAGAGAAAAGAGGAAUAGGAAGAGUAGGAGGAUGAGAACAAAGAGGAGGAAGACUAGGAACGGUAGGAGGAGGAGGAGGAGGAGGAGGAAGCGUAGAAAGAGGAAAAAAAAAAAAAAGCCAGCCAGCCAGCCAUAAAGCCACGUACACAAACAAACAAACAAACGAACAAACAAAAACAUCAUGUAUAUAAUAUUGCUUCACACACACACACACACACACACACACACACACACACACACACACACACACACCGCAGCGCCCAUCCACUCUCCGUUACCCUCCACCUUGAGAGAGAGAGAGAGAGAGAGAGAGAGAGAGAGAGAGAGAGAGAGAGAGAGAGAGAGAGAGAGAGAGAGA